Molecule: messenger RNA, 1700 nt
Organism: Bacillus rossius redtenbacheri
Lineage: Eukaryota; Metazoa; Arthropoda; Insecta; Phasmatodea; Bacillidae
Gene: B52
Product: serine-arginine protein 55
Exons: 11
Coding region: 165-1205 (346 amino acids)
Cellular component (GO): nucleus; cytoplasm
Molecular function (GO): mRNA binding
Source: RefSeq, a predicted model, not a curated record
GUGAGAUCUCUUCCUGUCGUGUGAACCCCGUAGAAGCGUUAUAGAUUUUGAUGUAUCGUGGAGAAUUGUAGUACAAAAUAAAUGUAUAAAAUACAAUUAAUUACUUGAGUGGUAUCAAUUUUGGAGGAUAGUGUUGUGUUUUAUUGCAUUAACUCUGUGACAGCAUGGUAGGGACAAGGGUGUAUGUCGGAGGCCUUCCAUACGGAGUGAGAGAGAAAGACCUUGAACGAUUUUUCAGAGGCUAUGGCCGCAUUCGUGAUGUUCUCAUCAAGAACGGUUAUGGUUUUUGUGAGUUUGAUGACUACCGUGAUGCUGAUGAUGCUGUAUAUGAAUUAAAUGGAAAGGAACUUCUAGGCGAGAGAGUCUCUGUAGAGAAAGCUCGCGGCACUCCGCGUGGUAGCGAUAUCUGGAGGGGCCGCAGUCGGAGCCGGGGGCCUGCUCCGCGCCGCCGAAGCCGGCCUCGGGACAAGGAUAUGGAUGUCCGUAUUCACGACAGGUAUGGGCCGCCAACAAGAACAGAAUAUCGCCUGAUUGUGGAGAAUUUAUCUAGCCGCGUCAGUUGGCAGGAUUUGAAAGAUUACAUGCGUCAGGCUGGAGAAGUGACGUAUGCUGAUGCUCACAAGCAACGCAGAAAUGAAGGCGUGGUGGAGUUUGCAACCCACUCGGACAUGAGGAACGCCAUAGACAAGCUGGAUGACACGGAGCUGAAUGGACGCCGCAUCCGCCUGAUUGAGGACAGCCGGCGCGGGCGGGGCAGCAGGCGCUCUCGCUCGUCCAGUUCCAGGUCGAGGUCUCGCUCGCGCUCUCGCUCUGGCCGCCGCCGCUCUCGCACCCGCUCCAGGUCCAGAAGGAGCAGCAGAUCAAGGAGCCGACGUAGCAGUCGGUCCAAGUCUCGUGGACGCUCAAAGUCCCGCGGACGUUCCAAGUCUGUCUCACGUUCCAAGUCACGUUCCCGCUCCAAGUCAAAAUCCCGUGAGCGAUCAAAGUCUAAGUCAAAGUCCAGGUCGCGGUCUCGCUCCAGGUCGCAGUCUGAAACAAAGGCUCGAUCCAAGUCCCGUUCACAGUCUCACACCAAGGCCAAAUCGCAGUCGAAGGACAGGUCACAGUCUCGUUCUGUCAGCAAAGACAGAAGCAAGUCCAAGUCCAGGAGUCGGUCAAAGUCAGAGACUAAGGAUGACGAAAUGUCUCCGAAGAAGGAUGAUUGAGAACAUCUGGAUGUCUGUAGGCGUGUGGACUCAGAGAACUGCAGUGUUUAUCUUAUUCAGGUUACGUGUGUUAACUAACUGAACUUUGUACAGUUGCAUUUCAGGUGUGCAUCCCUUGAGAAGUGUUUAGGCUAUAGGAGUUUCCAUUUGCCUAUUAGUCUCGUGAAUUUGGUCCUUCUAGCAUAGUUGGACAUUGAGAAUGUUUUGUACUGCCCACUUAAUUUUUUUUUAUUUUAAUUUAUCCCAUUUUUUCUGCUGAUAACUGGAUAUGAGGCUGGUUGACUGACUGGGUCCAUGUGGAAUGUGUAAAGAACAGGUAAUUGUAUCUGAUGGUGCGAUUGAUUACAGUUAUAAAGUAGCGUGUAAAAUUCAGAAGUUUUGUCUUUAUGUUCUUAGAAUAGAAUUUGAUUAUUAAUUGCUAUAUAACCACACACAUGUAUUUUGGUUAUGUAAGUUAUUUGCUAAGCAAAUAAAUUUUAAAUCAGUCUCAAGUAA